AGAAAAAAACAAAUAAAAAGAAAAGGGAAAAAAUACUUCUUUUUGCCUCAGGGUCACGUUCUUUGGGAGACAGCAAUGCCAGCAAACCUUGGCUAUAUGUCUGCAAUGUUGUACAACCAAAACAACUGCGCGUCGGAGGUCUCCACUGUCACCAGUAAAUACGAAAUGGAAGUGGGCAAAGACCUGUGUGUCAUGCUGGGGUAUGACAGGGACAGAUGUAUGGGACAUCUCACCGCUGGGGGGUCUGUAGCCAACAUUGAAGCAAUUUGGGCGGGAAGAAAUGUGAAGUACUUUCCAUUGGGACUGCAAGAGGCUUUGUUAAAAGACGAAAGACUUUCUGGUGCCAAAGGAUAUAAGGUAAAUUCCUUUGCUUCAUUUCUGCUCUACUUUAUCAGAUUUAUUGCAGCACGUUGUACUGGAUGGUAGGGAUAAUAUGAAAGGCUGGCUUUGGUGAAUUCAAAAUUGCACUUUUAAAUAUGAAAUUGAAACAUAAUUACAUUAGGCGAAUUGUACUUUGCGGACCGCUUUUCGGCUACUGUUCUGUUAUAAAACUUAGAAUUUUCCCUAAAACAGCACGCUCUAGCGGAUAACGUGGAGGUCACGUGACAUCUGACGAUAACACUGCUUCUCGCCAAGAGUGUCUUUGCGGUUGCUUCACUUCCCGAGUAUGUUGACCGCUAGCGUGAAUUUAUUCGCAUAAAAGUUUACCUUUUUUGAGCUAUAUUGCAUAUUACCAUUUUUUUUCUUUAGAAUUUUGUUCCCCUUGAUCAAAUCUCAAUAUGUUUUCGCAGACCGAGAUUCUGAGCCAUUCUUGGGAAACAAAAUUUACUUGUUCCAUUUCUAAAUUGUAUCCGAUUAGGUUUUAUUCCCUCAGAGAGGAAAGGAAGAACAAUUAAUCAGUGCUUCCCAGUGGGAACUCCUUAACCUUGAUGUCGACACUAUCUUAAAAAUGCCCUCUGAUGUUCAGGCUUUGACCGGCCUCGCACAUCAUGAAUUCAUGGAAAUAAUGUCCAAGUACCUUUACGAGUCCAUUGGAACGCAGGAGUUUGUAAGGCGACAUAUGCUAACACAAAGUCCAUGCAUUGUUGUUCCAAGCACAUUACAUAUUUCGUUAACGAAAGCAGCCACCAUCCUUGGACUUGGUCGAGAGAGCCUUGUUUGUGUAGCAGUUGACGAAAACUCGCGGAUGGAUCCUACUGGUAAUGUUUUAUUGUGUUAUCUUCGGGUAGCCACAAACAACUCUCUUUUUAUCCACACAGUUUUUUCUAUCUACAUUGUAUUGAUGUACUUCAAUCGUUGCAGCACCCUCGUACCAAGCGUCUUCAUUCCCUUGAUCAGCGGUCUGGAAAAGCGCUAGUUUUGUCAAGUUCGCAUGCGCAGAACGGGACGAAGACUCGAGGUACGAGAUUUCCUUGCAGUGGAAGACAGUAGCCUUUGUUUUGGCUUACAAAAAUAAUAAUAGUACAACAUUAAAUGUAACUGUUAUCUAUGUGGUGUAAGAGUUAUUACUCUCCAACGACUUUAUAUCAAUAAAUUGGCAGGUGUUAAAGUACAAUAAAUCAGAACUGACCAGUGUUGUGUCUUCCACUUGCAGUGCUUUAAUCUGUGUUUGGUUUUAUUCUAAUGUCACUUACUGUCGAAUUAAUCAGGCACAAAGAACAGCAACUACAACUGCAUGCGUACAAAAUGUAUGUCGGUAUGUUUUGCUUUCACGUGUGUGAACAGAAUUAAGCUUAAUUUCAGUCUGAUAUUAUUUUUGUUGUUUAUAUAUUGAGACUAGAAAAGGUGUUUUAAACUGAAGGUUAAUUUUUGUAUCAACGUUUAGAAUUGAACCGGACUCUAAAAGAAAAAUUGGAUAAGGAAAUUCCAGUCAUUAACGUGGUAGCUGUUACAGGAACUACAGAACAAAGCGCUGUGGAUCCAGUGACUGCAAUUGUCGAUUAGAACUAAGGUAGUUAUUAGGCCAAUAAAAACCAAUUCACCAUCACUAUCACCAUUACCAUCACCAUCACCAUCAUCAUCAUCAUCAUCAUCGCUGUUAUCUUUAUUGUAAACACUAUCGGUGAAUAAUUGUCGGCGAAGUCACACUUUUAUCGCUUUUUCGUUUUUCUAUACAUAGACCCAACACACCUUGUUUCCCUUACUUAAACUAGCAAUGCAAUUUAUAAUCUACUAAACGCUCCACUUGUAUGUUUUUGACAACUAGGGUCUUAACUUCAGCAUUCACGCGGAUGCAGCCUGGGGAGGAUAUUUCUGUGGUAUGCUGCGAACGCUGCCGGAGAGCAGUCCUAUGCCGACAGCCAAAGAAACAGGAUUUGUUCCGGAAAUGUACCUGAGUUCCUACGUCCACGAACAGUUAUCAGCUCUCCACCAUUGUGAUACAAUCACUGUUGAUCCCCACAAAUCUGGCUUCUGUCCUUAUCCAGGCGGUGCAAUCUGUUACAGAGACAGAAGGAUUAACUCAUUUCUGUCAAUCACCACUAAAGUUCUCUACUACCAUGGAAAAAUGAUUCUCGGUGACGUCGGUAUCGAGGGAUCCAAACCUGGGGCAGCUGCUGUAGGGGUCAUGAUGGCAAACAGGGUAAUCAUUCAUGACUGUUUUUCCGUACAAACAUCACGAUUGAUUUAUCUCAAUACAUCACGCUGUUUGGUGGAAUAUUCCAAGCAAAUCUCUCUUUUUUUCCCUGAGUUUGGGCUCUUUUUAAUGUUGUAGAUCUAAUUGCUGUCAUAACGAAAGAGAAGAGAUCCUAUCCUGGAAAUGAAUCUCUCCUGAAAACAGCUGGGGAGAGUUGUCCCAGAAUUUUUUUUUCGAAGAUUACCUUAUUAUAGGAAAUUAACGCUGCAUGAAAUUAAGGUAUUGGAAGUUAACGCGACUUAAAUUAACGCGAAUUUAAUGGAAAAUGACUUUCGAAUAAAGAAAAUUCACGCGAAAGAGGAGGUAGAAUUUCAUAAAAAGGAAAUUAACGCGAUUAUCUUGGCCGAAAUCAAAGGAGAAGAUAUUGACAUCACUUCUGACAGCGACAACGAUGAAGAUGAACUCGAAAUAUUGUAAACCUUCGCCUUAGCUUUUGUGAAAGAUGAAAAAUAAAAGGUAAAUGGAAAGAAAGAAAGCCUGUAGUUAAUGUUUUUUAGGUGUCAAGAAUGUCUGGACAGGUUCCAAAAUUGGGGUUAAAAUACUGGUAAUUAAGAGCGCGGAAAUUAACGCUGCACUUAAUUAACGCCGCGGAAAUUAACGCUCAACAAAAUUAACGUGAAUUUUAACAAUUCGCGUUAAUUUCACGGAGCGUUAAUUUCCUAUAAUAAGGUAGAUCAGUUUUAGCCUGCGUCGCAGACGUCAUUUAACCUCGGUUAGUAACGUCUGCGAAGCAGCACCCGGUGAUCAUUGUUCUGGUUCCCCAACGGACUCAACGAAUUACUGGAAGUGCGCUUCGAAUUUCCUUUUAUCGACAGUUGGCAAAAUCGAUAAUGGCUUUAUAUACACGGUAAUUAUGGUGCGUACUUAAUUCCUGGUACACAGGUGGGGGCGCAGAACAAGGAUUUCGCCGCUCUUUUGCUGUCGAAGGGCUUAAUUAGAGUUUUGUUUCGUCUGUGGCACAGGCUGGAUCACCUAGUCAGAUCGGUUCUGGUAAACAAGUAGUCCAGGUUUGGUCAGUGGAGAGAUGGGGUGGAAGAUUGGGAAGCCUUUUCUAUUAAUAAUGCAAAUGGGGAAAUGUGGAAGCGGGAUCAGGGUAAUUGACACGCACGGGAAAGGUUAAGACAUUCUUUCAACUCUCCAAGGCCUCAGGGAACGUAUAUUCAUACAGAGCAAAAACAUCAAACAAACUGAAAAUCCAUCGUAAGUCCAUUUCUACAAGAGUACUUGCUGUUUGGCGCCCUCAAGUCCUUAUAGUUGCAGAUAUAGACUGAAAAAGAAACUAACAAGCAAAAGGAAACAAAAACAAAGGCUUUUAAUAAUAGUUCUCCUUAUAAUUUCGUGUUCUUGACUUCGCAGGUGAUCGGUCUUCAUAAGAACGGUUACGGUCGUAUCCUAGCUGAGUGCAUGUUUACCUCAAAGAUCCUAUACUGUCAGUGGGCAACACUGGCCAAAGAAGACGACAUUUUUGUUAUCAAAACAACGAAGCCUUUACCCAAUUUAAAUAACUGGUCAGACGAAGAGCAUAUCAUAUUUAUAAGGGAACGAAUCCUUGGCAAAAGCAACGAAGAACUUGCAAGGGUAAAUAUUUCAGCUUGUUAGACUGAAAGCUAAUUUUCAUUGAGUCCGCCGCAAUGCACCCAAGUAUUAGCGAUUCUUUUGCAUUUUACUGGGAUCCGAUUUUCUGCCGAGAAAAUCUACGAAAAAAUGUCUAAAACUGUUGAUGGAGUCCUACUACUAAUGCCAUGUCAAAAUGCCUCGUAAAUUUCUUAUUCUUUAUUUUUACAUGUAAAAAAAAAUUCGUGACUAUGGAAAAAAAGGUCAUAAAUAUUAACGCUGUUUCAAAUUUAACUGUCUUUAAUUGUAAUUCAAGUUACUAGACUAAGAGUUAGGUGACUUUUAGCCGCCAAUCGAAUUUAAGAAUUUUAUGACCGAACGAUGUGUGGCUAAGAAUAAUAUGAUUGGUUGAUAAUCAAAAAAUAUGAUCGAUAUUUUUGUUUUAUCAAAGCUGAUGUCUCGAGCGUUGCAGCCUUUUUUUAGAAGCAAGCACUUUAAAAGUCUCUUUUUAAAUUUCUUUUUCGGUGGCAAUAAUUCAUAAAACUAUAUUUUUGUGAUUCAAUUCACUAACCACACAGCAACGUAUACGUGGUAAGCAUUUAGCUUCUCCUGUCUUUUAGGAUGAUGAGGCUAUGCUUUACCUAAAAGAAGUGGGUCCUGACACCUUGAUACCGUGUUUCUCUGUAAACCUGAAAGGAAACCAAAGUGUGGAAGUGUGCAAUGCAAUCAACACAGCGAUAUUCGAAAGCCUCAGUCAUACGUCAGGGGAACAUACUUCAUUUCGUAUUCCAAUGCUUGUUACCUCGUCAAGUCUGGUAUCCCACGUCCACAGUGUUGCAGCUACAAAUUUCAAGAGAAGAUUAGGGGUAAGAUUUCUUUAAAUAAACGACCAGUUAAAAUGUGUUAAACGUUAAACCGUAGGUUAUCGAUUGGAAGUAUUCAUGUAUAAGAAUACAGUUGUUGCGAUGUAACUAAAAUUUAUUAGAUUUAUCUAUAUCGCUGACUUGAAGUUUCAGUUACUUAGCAACCAAUUUUUCCCUUUUAAGUAACUUUUCAACUGAUUUAUAUAUAUCCCAAUCAGAUAGGCUUAUAUAUUACCGUCAAUUAAGCAAUCUCAUUGUCUUUUUCUUUUUCAAAAAGGUGCCCUGGGCAAACUCUACGCAAUCAUCCUAGAACUGGAAUAAUUUGCCUUUCCCUUUUCUCAUUUUCGUUUCUGUAUAAAGCAACAGGAGAUAGGUUCCCGAAAACAAGGAAUUGUAAAUAGUCUCGUUUUCCUUCUUUCCUCUGUUUCUUCCUUCUUUUUUCUUUUUUUUUUUCUUUUUUUGUAUCCUUUAUAAUAUAACCCGCUAAUAUUAACCCUUCUGUAGUCAUGCUAAGCUAUGUGAGUUAAAUAAAAGAAGGUCACGUUAUAUGUCAUGAGAUUAUCGAUUGUAAACAAUGAAUGAAUUAGUGUUUAAUUUAGUAAUGAAAAGUGAACAGUUGAUGCUAGUCUAAGCAUUUCCAAAUUCCACUUCGACCAGGAAUAGCGUAGACGUAGAACCACUUUGUGGAUGUGCUACCUCCAAAUCAUUAUUAUUAUUAUUAUUAUUAUUAUUAUUAUUAUUAUUAUUAUUAUUAUUAUUAUUAUUAUUAUUAUUAUUAUUAUUAUUAUUAUUAUUAUUAUUACUAGAAGUUCUCAUUGAGAAGGGAAGUGCUGCCGUGAGUUGCGAUGCAAAUAGGACAAAGACAGUAUGUAGAACAGUUAAACAUAUCAAUUUUUUUUCUUAAAGUCAAUAACAUAGAAUUAUGAUGCACUGAGUAAAAUACAAAAAAUGAACCGAUCACAAUGACAAAUAUGCUUACAUUCAGAUACUGACUCGCCAGAGUUUCAACAUGAUUUUGUAAUUCAUUUUAACAACAGCAGUGCUGAUAGACUGUUUCCUCAUCGAACAAUCAUCGUGUACAUGACGAGAAGAGUUGCGAACAAAUAACGUAAAGACUAAAGGCCAAAACUUGUUUAUUCACAGGUCAGGUAGACGUACAGUACACGCCGAUCACAACUUACAAUCCUGAUUUCCGAGAUAACAAUCUGUGCGACAAAAAAUACUCGCUAUAACUAAUCUUGAAACCUAGCUUUAAAAAAAAAAAACGAAAAAAUGUCCCGUACAAUAGUUCUUGAACUGUUCUUACCGUUUAGGCUGUUUAAAAAGACAGCAAACAUCCGAUGUACUACAACUUCUGCACAGAUCUUAAACUCACAUGAGAACAAAACAAAAUGGCGGGUUGCUCAGAAGAGAAAAACAGGCGCGGCAGCUAAGCACUUGCUUAUUGGUCACCUUGCUGAUUGAACCAUGGAAUCAUUGAACCAUCGAACCAUCGAACCGUCGAACCAAAAAAUCUCAAAUCGCUCAAGGAUAUGGGUGCUGCCGGCUGAUGCCCGGCAGCAAUUAUUAUUAUUAUUAUUAUUAUUAUUAUUAUUAUUAUUAUUAUUAUUAUUAUUAUUAUUAUUAUUAUUAUUAUUAUUCGAAACUAUUAUAUAUUCACCAUCAUGUGCUACUACUAUGCGCUUAAUAUGUGGUAUCAUUUAAAUGGCUGGAUGUCCUUUUAAUUGCUCACCCGCUUGCCACCAUCUAUUUAAUUUCCUUUUUGCUACUCUUUGAUUUAGCUCAACUCAAACAGCGAUGCGGCAGUCAAAUACAUCAAAACAACUUGUAUGGAUCCCUGGGCCACAUCAAUAGAGUUCAUGAACCACAUGGCUUCAAUUAUGAGGAACAGUAUUUUGUGCGCCAUUGGAAGGGUAAGAGUCCAACUGCAUGAACCAUGACGAUUACUUAUAACGGUUAAGGCUCUUGCUAAAGGGGAAAUGUCAGCACGAUAUUGUUUUUUAUGAUCCAAAAAUGCUCCUGUAGAAACGUGAAGAAGAUAUCACACAAAUUUCAUAAGGGAGAUGCCGACUAACCAUAAUAGCUUUGUGGGUGGUUUCUGCAGGCAUAGCAUUAAAACUUGAAAAAGCAAGGCCAACUUUUUUAAGUUUCAAUCCAUCUCCAUUCUUGCCCUCCGUGGCAGCAAACGACAGGAAAUAGUUUCAAUGCCUAAAGAGAAUGAGUAUAAUAGGGAAAAAUAAAAAAUAAUAGGGAAUAGCGUGUCAUAGAUCCCUUUAAGCCAUUCUACCAUUCAUCACAACAAUUCGGAAAGGUUUCGUCAUUUUCAGAGGCUACCAUUUUUAACAUCGCCUUUAAUCAGUCCGGAAUAUCCCUAAAUUUAAGGACAGGGCCAACUGGUCACGCGCCACUUUUUAACCAAUGAGAUGGCGCGCUUGUGUUUAUCAACAAACAAAUCAAAACAUCGCCCCAGUCAUCAAAAAGUUUCAAAACAACGGACGGAGUCGGACAGAAUUAAAGAUGAGCUUACAGUACUCGUCUAGGUUUCACAUUUAAUAUUUCAAAGAAAACAUGUCAUGUAAGAGAAUAAGAGCAUUAAACAUUGGAAGGAAUCAUUGGGGUGUUCGAACUGAUUCCGGACCGAUCGCAGAGGUCGUGGCUUCACUGGCAUCGCUUGCAAGAUUUUUGAUAGAAGCAAACUCGUCCCGUGUAAAAAUAGACUUUUGAAAGAGUGUGAAAUUUGUUGAGAUCGUACAAAACAGCAUUGGUACUACCUAUUAACUUCCACAGGACAAGAAUCAAAGAACCAGUCAUCAUAGCAAGAAUAGAAAGUAGUUCAAAUUUAUUAAUUUUCCUUGUUUGUUUUUUUGUGUAGUUGUUUCGUGUUGACUUCACGCAUCUGGUGCUUUCUUUGCUUGCUGUAGUACCUGCAAUGUUUUAAUUUUAUCCCAGAUAAUCAGUGCAUGUUCAAUGAGUAGCGAAAUACAGCAUUUACAAUUGAGAUUUGCCUUGUUUCUUUGAUUGUUUUUUAACGGCGGAUGAACAUUUGGAGAAUCCAACAACAUUAAAUCUUUCCAGAUUAGUGAAUUUCAGAAACAAAGCGGUUAGUAUCUACCUCGCGCUUAUGAUGUUCAAUUUCAUCCCCGCAAAUUCGGCAAAGUGAGGCGAGAUGUUGGACGUGAAUAUCCAUAAGACUAAUAAAGUUGUUUUGGCCUUGAAAAGAAAAAAGGCAAGGGCUCGUACUAAUGCGAAAAAAAGUAAUAAGACGGCUUUUGUGAGAAACCCGGGAGUGGAAAACGUACAUGUUUUGGACCUCGGAAUUCAAAAAUUGUCUACUAGAAAUCUAGGUUGUCUACCAUCCCCACAUUCAACAUGAUAAAAGUUAAUCGAUAUGACAAUCAAGGAAAAAUAUCUAGAAAUUCGUAAAACAUCUGUGAAUCGAAAAAAUAAUAGAUACUUGUUCACCUACCUUGAAAGCCGACCAAAAUCUCUCCUAUACAUCGCGUUGUUUAAAAGAUAAAAGAAGAAUAAGCCACAAAAUGUGCUGAAUAUUUCACGAGACAUUUCCAAUAUGGCUUCCGAUACGCUGUCCACUUAAAAAAAUUUUGUAUGCCUCAUGAAAAGUCUUAAAAAUAUGCCUGAGCGUUGUUUUGAAAAUUUUUGAUCACUGGGGCAAUGUUUUGAUUUGUUUGUUGAUAAACACAAGCGCGCCUUCUCAUUGGUUGAAAAGUGUCGCGUGACCAGUUGGCCCUGUCCUUAAAUUUAGGGAUAUUCCGGACUGUUAAUUCCUGAUCAGUUGAAUAUCGCUUUAUUCACGAGAAUAGUAAGCAUGUAGAGGUGAUUAUACACAAGCAAAGCUGCCUAACUUGUCUAAUAUGUACAUAUAAAUUAUGUAUAAUAUGCAUGGUGAUUUAAAACAGUUCAGCAGUUUAUAAAACUGCAGUAUAGUCCUCAUAAACUGGAGAAUGAAAAAAUAUUUUGAGAUGCACGCGUCUUCUAUUAGCUUUAAGAUAUAGUGACAAGUUAAGUAGGCAGCUUGACUGCUGCAACUAUGUGAUUUCUAUGUUCAACUUUGAUUUCUAUUUUAGGUUACUGAUCCUACUGCACUCCACAACUUUGUUAGCACAGGAGUUGUCAAUGAACAGAACGAAGUGAUCGCCUGUUAUGUAGGAGUUUUUAACGGAGUUUCGAAGCAGUACGAAGCAAUUGUCAAGUUAAAAUUCGUUUGUAACAAAGACGCCGAUAAGUACAUCGCCACCCAAAAGAAGCUGUCAAAGUGGAAUGAUGUUCUUCAACCGAUUGUCUUCCGAAGUAGACAGCAAAGACUUCAUGAUGUCUUCUUCAAGGAUACAGGGUACUCUGGUGAAUUGGAAGAGUUUGACUGUUUCAUUGGCUUGCCUUCUGACAACAGCAACCAUCCAUUUAAGUGCCCAAACAUGAAAAUCACCGACGUUCCUCGUUACGAGCAUUUUGACAACCACAAAUUCCCUGAGCACAGUUCCUACUUUAUGUACGGUGACAGGAAAAACGUCUUUUUGUUUCACAUCCCUACGAAGAGCCCCGAGUUUUUUCAGGUAAUGGUGCCCGACCAAGGAACUCACACCAACUCAUUAUCAUUCAGUCAUUUUCAUUAUUAUUAUCAUUAUCCUCUUCAUCAUCAUCACAUGAUUAUCAUCAUCAUCAUCAUCAUCAUCAUCAUCAUCAUCAUCAUCAUCAUCAUCAUCAUUAUAAGAUUCCGUGAAUAAAAGAUCGGACAUGCAGACAAUAAAAAUUCCUUGUUUCCCCCUUUUAUUUCGUGUGCUACAGGUAGUGCAGCUUGAUGGUUUUUCAGACAGUGUAGGAAUUGAAGGCGAGGAUGAACUUUUACUCAAGCAUGGGAUUGAAGUCGAAAUUCCCAACAUUCCUGGUGAGCCUGUGAUUCUUAACGGAGAAAUUCAGGAACCCUUGGACAAAAAUGAAUUCAACAUAUCAUUCGUCGGAAUUAACGGUAAAGAAGUCAAGACCAAGGUGAAAUUAGGAAAAAAGAUUUGGUUUGCGUCAUCCACAAGAACAUUU
This is a messenger RNA of Porites lobata, 10104 nucleotides long. Lineage: Eukaryota; Metazoa; Cnidaria; Anthozoa; Scleractinia; Poritidae. The record is from the annotation of a GenBank genome assembly.